UUGUAUAAAAACAAAUUGAGAGAAUUCUCACCAUUUAAUCAAUUGAGUAUAAAACAUAGACUCAGCCAAUUAAAGAUUGUGAUUCAAUUAAGAUUAUACCUACCAUGAAAGACUAUCAAGUAAAAUUAAAAAAAUCUAUUGAAAAUAAAAAAUACCUGGACAAUCAACAGUUUACAAAUAUUAUAGAAUAUAUUUGUGAAAAUAUUGUGUCUCAUGAAUUUUUGGAUCUUGUUUUAAAAUACCUUGAAAUUUAUUCUCAGCAAAUUUCACUUAUUCCAAAAAGAUUAUUUAUUCAUCUUCUUUCAAACACAAAGGAAAAAACAUUACAUCCUUUAAUUUUAUUUUUGGUGUUACGACACAAUGAUAUUGACUAUGAUUUAAACUUAGACAAUUUACCAGUAGAACAAUGGACUUACCUUAUGUCAGCUUUGUAUAAAAGGCUCCCAGAAAUGUUAUGUGAUCCAGUUAUUGUAAGAAAUACAAUGAAUAAAAUAAAUACAUAUAAAAUGUUGAUAGACAGUCCACCAUGGUUUAAUGAAAAUGGAGAUAUUUUUAUAGGUCUACAUUUAAUUGGAUUUGAUGAAGACGAAUGUGAUGAAUUAUUUAAUAAAUUAAAAACCAAUUGGUCAAUAUUUAAAAUAACAAUGACAGCAGUUUCUUUUGUAGAUUUAGUUGCUGCAAAAUGUAAUAAAGAACUAGAAUUUACUCAGUUUUUAAUUACAACUCUUUUCUCUUUGUCUCCCGCAAGUGAUGAUAUUGUUUGGUUAUCUAAUCAAAUUAUUAAUAAUCUCAAAUUGUUAGAAAUUAAUUGUCCAAUACAAAUUAGUGAUUGGGACGAUAUAAUUAUGAAAGCUGUAAAAUAUGGUUUAGUUGAAGAAAACCCUGAAUAUUGUUUUAUAAGAGUCUUGAGAAAACUAGUAAAAAAAGCUAAUAUAGAUAAAUCUAUUACAUCAAAAUCUUUUGAGUUGCUUGCUGGCCAUUCACAGUUCAGUAAUAUAAUGUUAAGUCGAGAUGCUAAACGAAUCCAAAAAGAAGAAGUAUUAAAAUUGAUUGAAACCUUAAUUAAGAAAGAACCAUCAAUAAUGGCUGUAAGUCAUGUUCCACUUUUCCUCUGUUCGUACAAUGCAUCAUUAUCAGUUAUUGACCAAAUAUUAUUAAGGAUUCUUUUUCGUUAUGAAGAAAAUUCUAUACCAAUGUCUAAUUAUAGACCUUACUUGUGGGGAUCAUUUGCCAUAUCACAUUAUCAAGUGAAAAACCAUCUUAUAUCAAAAACAUUAAACAGUUUUCCUUCAACAACUGAAGUGCUUUCUUACAUACCUUUAAAAAGACUGAAAGAAACUAUAUCUUGUUUUCCUAUUAAUAGAACCCUACACAUUAAAGACCAAAAAAUUGUACAUUACACUUCCAAUGACCCGAGUCAAAUGUUUGACCCUUCAUUUUUUCUACCAAUGAUUAGCAGUUUGUUGGCCACUGAAGCACCAUUGAGUAUAGAAAAGUUUAAUAGAAGUGGUUGUCUGUCAAUGGUUUUGGCUUGUUUAGGCAGUUAUGACUGCUCAAUGCGUUCAGCUGCAUAUCAUGUUUUAACAUUACUGCGAUCUCAUUUAUUUUGUAGAAGAGCUGAAAACUUGUUUUGGGAUCAUUUUAGUUCUUGGGUUGCACAAGGCAUCCAAGAUUUGCAUUUGAAACCUCCUCCUCAACUGUCCAUGAUUCAAGCAUUGUUUUUAGGUAGAAUGGUAUUAGCUAUGGCUAAUCAUGAGAAAGGCAUUGAAUCUACUUGUUGUAGAAUACUUUUGGCUCGUCCAGCUGCUCGGCUCAAUCAUAUUCCGGAAUUAAAAACAUUUUUAACUGCAUUUUCUGGACUUAAAGAUAAAACACUUCACAUACGUUGGUUUUUUGAAAUACUUCGAGAUGGUACACGUUCUACAAGUGAUUGGCAAGUCUUAAAAAAUAUGGAUUUGUUCAAUUUAUUUUUGGUCAUUUUCAAAUGUGGCCAUCAAAAGGAUCGGUUAUUGAUUUUAAAAAUUAUGGAAGCUACAUUUCGAAUUCAUCCUGCAACUAAUGGAGGAACUGGUCCUUGGGCCUUAAGCUUAAUGGUUGCAAUAAGUAAAUACCCAAAAGAAUUAUCCACUGAAGAAAUACUUUUGGCAUUUAAAUGUUUACAGUCAUUGAGUGGAAGCUCAUACAUAAGUUUACCAGCAGUUGACUUUUGGCUUUUCUUAUUCUUAGAGUACGGAAAAAAUCCUGAUAUUAGUCCUGAAGGAUUUGAUACUUUAAAUAACCUUGUUUCCAAGUUCCAAAACAUAAGUGAAUUAUUUGAUAAUAGCUGUCUUAAAGAUAUAUUAAAUUGUGGAAUAGUUUCAAGUGUCUUAUCUGAUGAUGAAGCUUUUAAAUGCCAAUCUGUUUUAGAAUAUGGAAUGGACGGUAUUCAAAUACAAGAAUCAAAUAAUUAUUUAUUUUUGCCUACCUUACUGAGAAUAUUGAAAGCAAAAGUUUAAUUAGUAUUUGUAUUUGAGUUUUAAGAUUUUGUUACAAUGUAUGUGCAAAAUAAAUGAAUCCGUGUAUAUCCAUCAUAAUAUAAUGUAUAUAAUGUAUUUUC
Melanaphis sacchari is the source of this 2596-nucleotide messenger RNA. RefSeq lists its product as uncharacterized. The transcript has 11 exons. Gene Ontology annotation, biological process: maturation of 5.8S rRNA from tricistronic rRNA transcript (SSU-rRNA, 5.8S rRNA, LSU-rRNA); maturation of LSU-rRNA from tricistronic rRNA transcript (SSU-rRNA, 5.8S rRNA, LSU-rRNA). Gene Ontology annotation, cellular component: nucleolus. The coding region runs from base 105 to 2495 and encodes 796 amino acids. NCBI's taxonomy places the organism in Eukaryota, Metazoa, Arthropoda, Insecta, Hemiptera, Aphididae. The record is from RefSeq and is a predicted model, not a curated record.